Molecule: messenger RNA, 1152 nt
Organism: Miscanthus lutarioriparius
Lineage: Eukaryota; Viridiplantae; Streptophyta; Magnoliopsida; Poales; Poaceae
Source: the annotation of a GenBank genome assembly
AUGGAAGAAGAGCAAGGCAUGGAUUGGGAGGUGGAGGUGAUGGAAGGAGACCAAGGCCAACGACCAAUGGAUUUGGAGAUGACGACGACAGGCAAGGAAUCUAGGGGCAUGGAUUGUGUCUUGGAUUUUAUUGAGGAGAACCCCAUCGGAGUGACCAUCUUCCCAGCCUCUCUCUCCGCCACCCCUUGUCGGUGGUGCUCUGAGCAACGGCGGCGGCUGGGUUCUACUCGACCUCAAGGCCUAUAUUGUCGGCGGCACAAACGCGACCACCGCCAAGGACUUCACGAGGACCGGCCACGAGAUCUAGGCCACCCUCCGAGAUCCAGGCCACCCUCCGUGUCGCCCACCCACCGCGUGUCUCACACCUCUGCAUCCACUACCACCCUCAAACCGGCUGGUUUUGGGUCGGAGCCCGUCAUCCUCACCGCCUGUGACGGCUUCGUCUUCUUCAGUGUGGCUAUCUACAACUCCUACCACUUCGAUGAGCCGACCUUGCAGGACUAUUUUGUUUAUCGGGUGUCGCUCUCUAGGAUGCACGGCCAGCCGUCGCUCACGCGCCUCCUGCAAAAUGACCCCUCCUCAGACUUUGCCCGUUGCAAUGUUGGCCUCCUACGCUGCGAUGAUGGCGGCGGCGACGACGAUGGCGGCGGCCUCAACCUAUGCCCCACUACAUUCCCUAGCAACACUACGUCAUCACCAGCAUCUGAGUUUCCCAAGGCAGUAGGGGUGACUACACACAGUAUGAUCUCUACCACUUCGACUCAAGAGAGGGGAAGUGGACCACCGAGGUGCUGCACCUUCUUCUACCACAUGACGCACAAGCUCCACUACAUCCCUCUGCCCGAGCCUAGCAGGCUUGAGCUACCGUCAAAGGCCUCCGCAGAUGUGUUCUGUGACAUUGCCGUCGACCAAAGUGGUCACAUCCGGCGCGUCGAGCACCAAAUAACUCAGGUCAGGCCGUGGUCGCAUAGCAAUGGCACGUACAUCUCCGACGACUGGACGGUCACCACAUGGAGCUGGAAGGUCACCAACCCCAACUCCGCCUUUGCUUGGGAGGGGUGCUGGGAGAGGGACUGCAAGAUCGUUGCUUCACACAUUUCACGGUCACUGCCUAAGCUGCUAGGGCAAGCUGCUUCUCUACCACCAUUGUAG